AUGCCACACACGAGCCACCAUCGCUCCAGCACGUCGCUAGUAGGCAUGCGGCGGCAAAGCACCCAGUACAAUCUGGAAGUGUCCGAGCUCAGUCUACUGAAGGAGGAAACGCACACGGCGGACCAUUUCCUAAGCCCGGCGCAACUGGAGGUCGUAUACCGGACAGACAUAAAGAACGGUCUCACUGAGAACCUAGCCACAGAGCUCCUGGAGCACUACGGCCCCAACGAACUGAAGGAAUUGAAGGGCACGAGCUACUGGAAGAUAUUCCGUCACAACCUCUUCGGUUGGUUCCAGUGCGUGCUCUGGUGCGGGGCUAUACUGAACUUUAUCGGUUACUUUUUCUCCGGUGCCGUAGAAUCGAACAAAGGCGGCGGUCACAGCAACAACGAGUACCUGUACCUGGGCUGCGUGAUAGUGGCAACCGUUGUUGGCACCGGCCUGUUCGGCUUCUACCAGGAGGCGAAGAACAUGGCGGUGAUGAGCGGCUUCGAGGAGAUGGUACCGCCCGACGCGGUCGUGAUACGCGACGGAACGAAGAAGAAGAUACCGAACCGCGACAUAGUGGUCGGCGACAUAGUCGAGAUGUCGGGCGGCGAGAUCGUCCCCGCCGACGUUAGGAUCUUGAACUGCACAAAUUUCAAGACGGACAUGGCUUCCUUGACCGGCGAGUCGAAGCCGAUCAAGCAUACGCCGGAAUGCACGAACAAAAACCCAUUGGAGUCGAAAAACAUGGCAUACUUCAGUUGCCCGAUCGUUGAAGGUUCCGCCAAGGGCGUCGUGGUGGCCACCGGUGAGAUGACGCAGAUAGGGAAGAUCGCCGGUCUAGUGACUGGACUGGAAAAGGACGAGACGCCAAUUGCAAAGGAAAUCACACAUUUUAUAAAACUCGUGUGCGGUGUCGCCUUCGCAUUAGGGCUGAUAUUUUUUCUUAUGGUUUAUUUCGUGGAGCGCAAGUGGCUUACGGCCCUACAGUAUAUGCUUGGAAUAAUUUUGGCGAACGUGCCUGAAGGUCUAAUAGUCACUUUGACCGUCUGUAUGACGCUGUCGGCAAAACAGUUAAAGAAGAAGAAUUGCCUCGCAAAAACUUUGCAAGCAGUCGAGACAUUGGGCUCGACCUCAUGCAUUUGUUCGGACAAAACGGGCACUUUGACCGAGAAUCGAAUGAGCGUAGCGCAUUUAUUCUGCAAUUUCACUAUUUACGAUAAGGACGAUCAUACGCACGUUUCCGACGUGCCGUACUCCGAGCUAAGCUUGGCCGCGUCGCUUAACCUAAAAGCAGUUUUCUCCCACGACACGAUGGGUCAGCCGAUCGAAAAGAGGAAGAUAUUGGGCGACGCUUCGGAGUCGGCGAUACUGAGGUACAUGGAGCUCAACAGGUCAGCCACUCAAACUCGCGAUUUGAACCCGAAAGAAGCGGAAAUACCUUUCAGCUCGGAAUAUAAGUACCAGGUUACAAUACAUCGGAUGCAUAAUACUCAAAGCUACUACUUAAUCAUGAAAGGAGCGCCCGAGAUUGUUGUCGAGUUUUGCAAAAAUGUGUUAACUGACAAUGGACUCACCCCUCUCACGGCACAGCUAAAAAAAGAGUUGAAAGCUAAUUUUAUGAAACUCGCUAACAUGGGCGAGCGCGUUAUAGGAUAUUGUGAUUACAAAUUACCGGUGGAAGUUUAUCCGAUCGGUUACAAGUUCGACACUCAAGACCGAAAUUUUCCGCUGGAGGGCUUGACCUUUGUCGGGGCGAUAUCCAUGAUAGAUCCGCCUCGGAAGGACAUCGACAAGUCAAUCGCUCUGUGCAAGCAGGCGGGCAUCAGGGUUAUGAUGGUGACGGGCGACCACCCCGUCACCGCGUUAGCUAUAUCGCGCCAGUGCGGCACGAUCACCCAGGCCACUGCUUUCGACUACGCGUUCGAGCACCACAUCGAACUGGCCGACGUGCCGACACACAUCAGGAAUCAGUUCAAAGCGGCCAUCAUCACCGGUGACGAGCUCCGCACGAUGAGCGUAAACGACUUGAAGGCGGCGGAGAACAAGUACGACGAGAUCACGUUCGCAAGGACCAGCCCGCAGCAGAAGCUCUUCAUAGUGGAAACGCUUCAGUCCUUGAAGCACGUCGUGGCAGUCACUGGUGACGGGGUCAAUGACUCCCCGGCGCUGAAGAAAGCCGACAUUGGUAUAGCUAUGGGCAUCACGGGCACAGAGGUGUCCAAGCAAGCCGCUGACAUGAUCCUAUUGGACGACAACUUCGCGUCCAUAGUGUUGGGCAUAGAGGAGGGCAGGCGCAUCUUCGAUAAUUUAAAGAAAACGAUCGCGUACACCCUCACGUCGAACACACCGGAGAUGUUACCUUUCGUGCUGUACGCGAUCCUGGGUAUGCCGCUCCCGAUCAGCCUCAUACUGAUUCUGGUCAUCAACGUCGGCACCGACCUGCUGCCCGCAAUGAGCUUGGCCUACGAGACACUCCGAGGAGGAUAUCAUAUCGGUUUGAUCCAGUUCUUCGCCGGGAUGUACGCCUACUUCACGGUGUUCGCGUCGAGCGGUUUCUUCCCUUCCAGCUUGAUAUUCGUACGCGACGACUGGGAGUCCACGUCCACGGUCGUCCACGACACGCUCGGCCGCUCUUGGUACUAUUUCGACCGGAAACGCGUUGAGAAGACAGCGCAGACAGCCUACUUCGUCGCGGUGUGCUGGACUCAGGUGUCGGACGUGAUCAUCUGCAAGACGAGGCGCAUCUCGCUGAUCAAGAAGGGCAUGAAGAAUCACGUUCUGAACAUGAGCAUCUUCGUGGACUUGUUGGCCGCCCUGUUCGUGACAUAUUUUCCACUGUGCCACGAAAUCUUCAAUACGGAGCCGCUGCCCUGGCAGUGCUUCUUCUUGGCGGUACCUUUCAUGGUGCUGAUGAUAGUUGGUGAUGAGAUAAGGCGUUACAUCAUCAGAAACAAUAUAUCCAAAUGGGUGGAGGAAGAGACAUACUAC
This is a messenger RNA of Iphiclides podalirius (scarce swallowtail), 2976 nucleotides long. The record is from the annotation of a GenBank genome assembly. NCBI's taxonomy places the organism in Eukaryota, Metazoa, Arthropoda, Insecta, Lepidoptera, Papilionidae.